Molecule: messenger RNA, 2362 nt
Organism: Hippoglossus stenolepis (Pacific halibut)
Lineage: Eukaryota; Metazoa; Chordata; Actinopteri; Pleuronectiformes; Pleuronectidae
Gene: pcolce2b
Product: procollagen C-endopeptidase enhancer 2b
Exons: 9
Coding region: 116-1432 (438 amino acids)
Molecular function (GO): protein binding
Source: RefSeq, a predicted model, not a curated record
UCCCUCCCUACCUCCCUCCAACCACGCAGAACAAACGCUAUAUUCAUCUGCUCCAGCUCCCAGUCCCUGAAACUCCCCGCAGGACCUCCUGGCUGCAGGAGCACUCAGCAGCACAAUGCCAUUCGUGCCACGGGGCGAAAACAGGCGAGCAGCGGCAGGCGCCUGCUCCGCGAAGCCAACAAUGUGGAGAACAUGCAGCGGUUUUUGCGCAUGGAGUCUCCUGUUCCUGACAGAGGUCUGUGCGCAGACCCAGCGGAGACCAAGCUUCACGUGCGGAGGAAACGUCACAGGGGACACUGGAGUGAUUGGGAGCCAGGGGUACCCAGGAGUUUACCCUCCUAACACCAAGUGUGUGUGGAGAAUCACAGUCCCUGAGGGCAAGGUGGUGGUCCUGUCAUUCCGCUUCAUUGACCUGGAGAGUGACAACCUGUGCCGCUACGACUACGUGGAUGUUUACAGCGGGCAUCCCAGCGGCCAGAGGCUCGGUCGCUUCUGUGGGACCUUCAAGCCAGGCGCCCUGGUCUCCACGGGCAACAAGAUGGUCCUGCAGAUGGUGUCUGAUGCCAACACGGCCGGCAGUGGCUUCCUGGCCGUUUUCUCUGCUGCACAUCCGCAUGAGAGAGGGGAACAGUACUGCGGAGGCAGAUUGGAUAAACCCUCUGGGACUUUCAAAACGCCCAACUGGCCUGAGAAGGACUACCCAGCGGGAGUCACCUGUUCCUGGCACUUAGUGGCACCAAAGAACCAGAUUAUUGAAGUCAAGUUUGAGAAGUUUGAUGUGGAAAGAGACAACUACUGCCGCUACGACCACGUCUCCAUUUUCAACGGGGCAGAAAUCAACGACGCCAAGAGGAUCGGGAAAUACUGUGGAGACAGCCCCCCAGCCCCAGUGUUCUCCGAGGGGAACCAGCUCCUAAUCCAGUUCCUGUCAGAUCUCAGUCUAACCGCAGACGGCUUCAUCGGACACUACAAGUUCAGACCAAAGAAGUUCCCCACCACCACGGCACCACCCACCACCACCACGCAGCCAGCCACCACCAGGCCCAUACCUCUGAAGUACUCCGUCGCCCUGUGCCAGCAGAAAUGCAAAAGACGGGGAACGCUCGAGACUAAUUACUGCUCCAGCAACUUUGUAAUAACCGGCACUGUUAUUACGGCGGUGAUGAGAGAAGGAAGCAUGUACGCCACAGUCUCCAUCAUCAACGUGUAUAAAGAAGGCAGCCUGGCCAUCCAGCAGGCAGGAAAGACCAUGAGCACCAAGAUCAUUAUCUUGUGCAAGAAGUGCCCAUUUAUCAGAAGAGGCUUGAACUACAUCUUCAUGGGCCAGGUGGACGAGGACGGCCGCGGGAAAAUCGCCCCGCAGCACUUCGUCAUGGCGUUCAAGACGAAGAACCAGAAGGUGCUCAACGUUCUGAAAAACAAGCACUGCUGAGCUGCAGUGGCUCUGAGGAUCUCCACUGGACUGGUGUGUGCCCGGGGGGGCUCAGCCGUGGAUGGAAAUCAAUUAUUAAGCAAGCAACAAAUCUCCGUCUCAACAACACAAACACGGGCCACAAAAAAACAACACUGAUUCUGGAUGCAGAGCUGCCAAAAAGUAAAAGGGAGCUCAGAUUUUUCUAUUUAUUAAUUUUGCUGUGGUUUUGGAAUAAACAAGAUAACAUUAAGAACUUCCUCAAUUUAAGACACAUCAGUUUGUCUCUUUCGCAACUUCAGCAAAUUUGGUAAUCAGCUCCAAUCUAUCUCCAUAUUCGCUGCUCAUUCGUACUCAUAGUCUGCAUAGUCACAUUCCUGUCAUACACUGCAGCCAGGAGCCCAGAAUAGAGUGUAUAGCAAUUCACAGACUCAUGUUUAUCUAUCAGAUUAUUUAAAAUGUUCUGAACUAGUAUGAUGGCUCCAUUAAGUUAAAAUCAAUUCAUAAUUGAAUUUUCCUUUUCAGGCUUUAGUGUGUUCUUGAUUAAGCAACAAUACUUGGCUAACUAAUAAGCCUGACUUGUAUCCAAAGGUGAUUCAUUGCAGCUGAUGUUGUCGGUUCAAUAGCGGUGUUCAGUUUUAAUGGGGGGGGUUAGGAAGUUUAAAAUGUGGUGAUUAAAGUGCAAUAUUUAAUAUAUACCUGUUUCUUUUUUUAAAAAAAUCGAUUUUCAUGCCGGUUCGAUGUGAAACAAAGACAUUCUUAGCUAAAGCUCCUUUCUUUAGUUUGUUUACAGAUGCAACGCUCCACCAUUAGCACACAUCACGUACUCACGUCAUCGUUUUUUAAAGGAAGAGGUAUGAAAUGAGAAAUAUUUUCAUAUGAAAAAGUCUGUGAAUAUUAUUUAUAUUUUACUGUUCUCAUUUGCCCAAAUAAAACUCCUGAAACAUUCAA